AUGAGGCUUACGGCAGACCUCAUUCGGGAUUCCCUUUCCUAUCUCAACCCUCUCAAGGAACGAGAGCUUGAUCUUCGAGGACACCGCAUUCCCGCUAUUGAGAACCUCGGCGCCGCAGGGCCACACGACUCAAUCGACUUUACCGAUAAUGACAUUCAAGUCCUCGCCAACUUUCCCCUCUCGCCACGCAUAACAACCCUACUGCUAGCGCGCAACCGGGUCGCCAGCAUCCACCCGACGAUUGCAAAGUCUAUCCCCAACCUGAAGAACCUGGUUCUCGCGUCAAACAAUGUCGCAGAGCUGGCAGACUUGGACAUCUUGGGAAAGAUGUCCCGUCUGACACAUCUGGUGCUGGUUGACAACCCUGUGACCAAGAGAGAAAACUACCGGUACUGGAUUGUUUGGAAAUGCCCAUCCGUACGCUUCCUCGACUACCAGAAAGUGAAGGAGGCAGAGCGGGAAAGAGGUCGCGAGCUAUUCGGCACCGAGGAGGAGCCGACUGCGCUCGCUGCCAAGAUUAUGGGCAAGAAGACGACGACUUUUGAUGCGCCGGCAAACGGCGACGCAGAACCGCGCUCGAAGCUCUCGAGAAUAAAGUUGACGGACGAAGAGAAGAGGAGACUACAGGAACGGAUCAAGAAGGCGACGAGCUUGCAGGAAAUUAUCGCGCUGGAGAAGGAGCUGAAUGAAGGACGCAUACCGGCUGGCGUUCUCGGGGAUCCUAUGGAGGAGUAA
Cordyceps militaris CM01 is the source of this 735-nucleotide messenger RNA. Its product is annotated as U2 small nuclear ribonucleoprotein A'. Gene Ontology annotation, cellular component: U2 snRNP. Gene Ontology annotation, biological process: mRNA splicing, via spliceosome. Gene Ontology annotation, molecular function: protein binding; U2 snRNA binding. The transcript has 5 exons. The coding region runs from base 1 to 735 and encodes 244 amino acids. Lineage: Eukaryota; Fungi; Ascomycota; Sordariomycetes; Hypocreales; Cordycipitaceae. The record is from RefSeq and is a predicted model, not a curated record.